AUGAUACCAAGCUCCAAGCUGGCAUCAACCACCACCUCCACUCCGCCAUUGUCCUCCAAACCACCGUCCUUGAGCCAAUUUCCCAGUGAAAUCUGCCUCCGAGCUAUCCAAAACUCAUUCACUGCCAAUUACAUACACCCCAACAUCACCGAUCCCCCAAACCCCAAAAUCAUGGCUCCCAAGCGCCACGCGGCCUCAACUACCUCCGCGGCACCUUCUACACCCACGCCCACGCCCGCGCAAGCGCCCACAACCAUAACACCGAAACUCUCCUCAGGCCCAAAUACCCUCAAGACCAAUGCCUCAGCUGCUGAAAUCGCCGGCCAUGUCUGGCAGCAGUAUGCAUCUACAACGCCGCAGCGGACACUCCUCCUAGAUGCCUUCAUGGCGUUCUUGGUUCUUGUCGGUGGAUUGCAGUUUGUGUACUGUGUCCUAGCUGGAAACUAUCCCUUCAAUGCCUUCCUCAGUGGCUUCAGUGCUGCUGUUGGUCAAUUCGUCCUUACCGCAAGUCUGCGCAUGCAAACUAGCGACAGCGGUGCUGGCUCUGCCUCAAAGCCGAGCUCUAAGGGAAAGAAUGCGCGCUUUGCGGAUGAUAAUGAAGAGCAGGGGAGUGGUACUUCGCAUGAGAGGGCCUUCGCCGAUUACAUCUUUGGAAGCUUGAUCCUACACUUUUUCUGCGUCAACUUUAUCAACUGA
Penicillium vulpinum is the source of this 696-nucleotide messenger RNA. RefSeq names its product putative oligosaccharyl transferase subunit Dad1. Lineage: Eukaryota; Fungi; Ascomycota; Eurotiomycetes; Eurotiales; Aspergillaceae. The record is from RefSeq and is a predicted model, not a curated record. Gene Ontology annotation, cellular component: oligosaccharyltransferase complex; membrane. The transcript has 3 exons. Bases 1 to 696 code for a protein of 231 amino acids. Gene Ontology annotation, biological process: protein N-linked glycosylation.